AGACUGCACCACUUUGUUGAGUUCUCGUGUAGACGACGUAUGUGCACUACUUAAAUCAAAAUAAUUCAUAUAUUGAUUUGCGUUGAAGCAUUCGUGAUAUUAAACUUCUGACUAUUUAAGUACUUUAAAGACAAGAAGUAAAGAUGCCGAAAGCACAAGUAUUCCUCACACAGUUUCAGAAAGAUAAAUUAGAGUAUUACUUUAAUUUCUUCGAUGCUGAUGGUAAUAAAUGUUUGGAAAUGGAGGAUCUUGAUGUUGUUAUGAACAAAAUAUUAGAAUUUACUGGUUGGGAAAAAAAUAGUGCGAAGGCUAAGGAAUGUUAUGAAGUACAUCAUGUAUUUUUUGAGGUGAUGAGAGAAAAGGCCACAAAGGAAAACACGGGAGGUAAAAUAAUGUUAAAAGAAUGGUUUGAUAUCUGGAAUAAUCUUUUACCCGGAUGUAAAGGAAUGGGAAAUUUUCCCAUCUGGUUACGACGUCUGCCCUAUAUACUCUUUAAAAUGAUAGACUAUAAAGAGGAUGACGAGAUAGAUGCUGAGGAAAUGGCGCAUUUCUAUCAGAAUAUGGUUGGUUUAUCACCCGAAGUAUCAAUAGCUCGAGCCCUCAAAGGCAUGGAGCAGAUGACGGAUGGUGGACGUUAUCGUUUAGAUUAUAACGGCUACGAACAGAUCUUUGCCAAUUUCCUCAUCGGUCGAACACCUCAUGGACCGGGUCGAUAUAUUUUUGGAUGUUUCGAAGAUAAGGUUGUUCCUUUCCAAUUAAUUCAACCUGCCGCUGACGACGAAGAAGAAGAAAGCGAAGAGGCGAAAAUGAAAAGGCAAAGACAAGGUCAACGGCGUAGUAGUAUUGACCAGAGAGUCAAAAUUCAAUAUCGUGCAUAAACACUAACCCUGCUAAUGUGUAAAGACAACGCCGAAUUUGACACAUGUUCAAGAGUGAUGUUAUUGUCACGUAUAUUACAUGGUUGAAUAUAUUCUAGACUAAUAGUUAAUAAAUCAUACAUUAUAUAGAGUUUGUCAAAUUGUAUCCUCGGUAUCCCCAGUGACAUCGGGGAGACACGGACCAAUACCACUGAUGUUUGGGGAUACCAUGGAUAGUCAAACUGGUUCAUUGGGGUAUUUCGUUUAGUUUUAGAAAUGGUAUUUUUGCAUUUUAACUUUAGGGCAAUCUGACUUUUCGGGCAGACGAGUAAAAUGAAAACUAAAAUUAUUAUUUCAUCUAGUUGACAAAAUAAAGUGCCCGAAAUCAAAUAAAACACUAAUGUUACUUUUCUUUUAAUUGAAUACAAUAAAUAUGUACUGAAUUGACUAAUAGAUUGAAACAUUUUGACUGGAGCAACUCUUUUUUGUGCGACAUUUUGGGCGAGCCCCCCCCCCCCCCCCGCUAUACCCCGAGACGAUUGAUUGGUUGUUUGGGAUUUAGGUCAGUUACCUAGGGCUAUAUUAGUUAGAUCACUUUGAAGUUGCUGUAUUCAUGGGCUAAAAUAACAGCCUUCGAAUAUGGGUCACUCCAUGUCAAUUUUUAGAAAUUUGGAAAAAAAUAUAUGUUAUUUUACACGUAAAAACUAGAAACUGUGCAAAAUUUGUGGUCUGCAGCUUGAAAAUUGACUGAGAUACAGACAUUUGAUUUUCAUGAGUUACCGAUGAGCUUUCGAAACAAAAUAUGUAGGCCUAUCAAUAAUUUACUCGAGUUCCAGAAAUCUUAUUUUUACCUUUCUAGUGAAGAUAUAGAGCUCACAUUUGGUAGUCUUAAAGAACGUUUUGUGUAGAUUACGAAUCUGCAAUCAGAUUAUAGGGUGGCCUAUCGAGAGAAACGAAAGUACUAAAUAAGAAACAUAUGAAAACGCAUCAGUCUUCACUAGAUCCCCAGAAAAUUGGACUCGAAUAAUGGUUUCAGACACAAAUUUUCGAAAAUUGCCUCGUAUUUUCGAGCCGAAAGAACCCGAUAGAUGAGCACCUAUAAAUCUGAAACGUGGUGUAAUUAUAGUUUGCACUAAUGUCUCCAACAUAUGUUAAAGCCAUUCUUGUCCCAUGCUAUCUCGAUAUUUGUUCGAUUUUUUCAAAAUCUGUGUUUUGUGUCAUACCAUGCCAAUUAUCACCCAAUGCGUUAAACCGUACCCCUUUCGAUUUUGCUGAAAUCUGGUGUAUAUUAUGCUUAUUAGGGCUGAAAAAAACGGACAUUCCAAAUGUUAGCUUGUUCCGACUAACGGUUACUGAGAUAGAGUUCAUCCAAUUUUGGGAUUUGGGCCAAAAUGGGCGUGGCCGCCAUUAUUCAAAUAACCAUAACCCAGUAACCAAUAGGAUGUCAAAAUUGCUGGAAUAAGUAUUUCUGGAAUGGGAAUUCCACAAGGAUUCUAAAUCUACACUUAUUUUUGACAUCCAUGUGUGUUUUAAAGAGUGAAGACCUUUUGUCGUUGAAUUUGACCUUGUGUCUGAAACCAUAUUCGAGGCCAAUUUUCUGGGAUUCUAGUGAAGACUUAUGCGUCUUCUUAUGUUUCUUGUUUAGUACUACAGGCAAUCUCUGGAGGCCAAAAUUUGGAUCUAUAUCUAUUACUUUAUACCCCCUGGAGCACUACAGAAUCCGGAAAACAUACAAUUAUACCAUUUUUUUUUUAAAUUUUGGGGGUGGGGUAUGGCUACGUAGCAUGCGAACGCCACCACUCACCUGUAAUCUGACAAUCUGUUACACAGAGUAUUGUGAAAGUCUACUAAAUGUCGCGACCUAGCCAAUAUUCACUGCGGAUCAGUGUGGUAAUCUGAUAGCAGAUUCAUAAUCUACACAACAACUUCUUUCUUUAAGACUACCAAAUUUGAGCUGUAUAUCUUCACUAGA
Messenger RNA from Patella vulgata (common limpet), 2829 nucleotides. RefSeq lists its product as uncharacterized. The transcript has 7 exons. The record is from RefSeq and is a predicted model, not a curated record. The coding region runs from base 144 to 878 and encodes 244 amino acids. NCBI's taxonomy places the organism in Eukaryota, Metazoa, Mollusca, Gastropoda, Patellidae. Gene Ontology annotation, molecular function: calcium ion binding.